AUUUUAAAUAUUUUUACAGGACAAAAUAAUGGAGGAAUAUCUUCAAACUGGAAAAUUUCCUGGAAAAUACAUAGAAUUUUCUCGUCGUCCUUAUCCCAUUAUCAAUAUGAUUUUUUGGUCAUUAGUAGUGGGAACACCUUUUAUUUAUGGUUUAUGGUUAAUGUUUCUUUCUGGAAAUACUGUUGUCAUCAUGAUUGCAUGGACGCUUGUUAUAACAGUAAUGACGGGUGUAUAUUUACUUGUUCGUGUUACAAAAGCUGACAAAGGUUCUGCCUAUGGCAAGACUUCACCCACUACAGCAUUGCCCAAAACCGACGACGACGAAACUAAAGUGAAGUUAAUGGAAGGAUCGGUAACAAUGGAAACAAUACCCGAGACCGCAGAAGAUCAAGAGAACCUUAACAUCCCUAACGGACACAUAAACGAUGAAGUGAGAGUUUCGUAGAAUUU
This is a messenger RNA of Centruroides sculpturatus (bark scorpion), 450 nucleotides long. Its product is annotated as 1-acyl-sn-glycerol-3-phosphate acyltransferase delta-like. The record is from RefSeq and is a predicted model, not a curated record. NCBI's taxonomy places the organism in Eukaryota, Metazoa, Arthropoda, Arachnida, Scorpiones, Buthidae. The transcript has 2 exons. Bases 29 to 445 code for a protein of 138 amino acids.